This is a messenger RNA of Helianthus annuus (common sunflower), 440 nucleotides long. RefSeq lists its product as uncharacterized. The transcript has 4 exons. Gene Ontology annotation, molecular function: cysteine-type peptidase activity. Gene Ontology annotation, biological process: proteolysis. The record is from RefSeq and is a predicted model, not a curated record. NCBI's taxonomy places the organism in Eukaryota, Viridiplantae, Streptophyta, Magnoliopsida, Asterales, Asteraceae. Bases 7 to 327 code for a protein of 106 amino acids.
UUGGACAUGAAAACAUAUACUUGCUAUUAUCUUGAUUCUAUAAUGAAUAGCACAAUCAAUCCGGUGUUGAGGCAAAUUAUUGAUGCGGCAAUGUCCUUGUAUGCUAUGCAAAGUGUCAACUGGGUUAAGGCUAAGUGUCCAUAUCAGACGGGAGGUACUGAAUGCGGCUAUUAUGUGUUGAAGUUUAUGAAAGAGGUGGUUGAAGAAGGAAUUGAAAUACUUGCCAAUGACAACGUUGGGGAAGGCAAAGUGGUAUACACGGAUGAGGAUAUUGAUGGAAUACGUGAAGGGUGUUCGAGUUAUGGGGCAACAUUUGUUUUCAAGUGACUAUUUUAGAUGUUGAAGUAUGUACGCCAAAUAAUACUUUUUGUUAACUUAAGAUAUUUGAAUUAUAUUUGACGUAUGACUAUGAAAUGAAUUGUUUUGGUUUUUGUGUAUUU